Megalobrama amblycephala (Wuchang bream) is the source of this 7924-nucleotide messenger RNA. It is a transcript of the gene rapgef2b, whose product is annotated as Rap guanine nucleotide exchange factor 2b. The coding region runs from base 593 to 5542 and encodes 1649 amino acids. The record is from RefSeq and is a predicted model, not a curated record. Gene Ontology annotation, molecular function: guanyl-nucleotide exchange factor activity; protein binding. Lineage: Eukaryota; Metazoa; Chordata; Actinopteri; Cypriniformes; Xenocyprididae. Gene Ontology annotation, biological process: positive regulation of ERK1 and ERK2 cascade; small GTPase-mediated signal transduction. The transcript is spliced from 33 exons.
CGCGCAUUAAAAUUGUUCUGUGGGCGCAUUAUUGUGCUGAAUGGACUCGCCCAUGAACCCUCUUGACGCGUCGGUCACCAUGGUGGUGGCUUACAACAGCGAGCCCAGACGGCAGACCAUCCGUCGCGUUUAGACACUAAAACACUAUUUAUAAAUGCUGCCUUUGACCCUCCGCUGCUUUGCACAUAGCUUAAAAUGGACAAUCACCAAACGCAUGGAGUGCACGUUGUUUUAAGAUGGAAAACUGAAGAAGAUGGAAUAGCGAACAGGGGACAAACGGAAUGCUGAAAAAUGCACUCGUCUGCGUAAAGCAUAGACGUACCGCUUCCCUGCAAAAACCUUUCAUUAACACGAAAGUCGCCUGUCAACUCACAGCCGACGCUCCAGCGGCUGGAACAGGAAAAGCAGACUGUCUGGUCUUGCUUGAUUGGGACGAGGGACAGUAAGAAAUAUCCUGGCUUAGGCUGUGGCCUGGGGACAGGCUCUCUUCUGCAGCUGCUGCUAUAUAAAAACAUUAGUGUACCGUUUAUAAACCACUUGUGAGAUUCGCUCUGGAUUGUUUCACUUAAUUGUUGAGUGCGUUUUGAAAACCAUGGCGUCCUAUGUGGAUAACAGUUUUCGGCAGGCGGUGAUGGUGAAUCCUUCAGACAGGACGCAACAGGACCUGGAGAUUGUAUAUUCCUACUUGCAUGGAAUGGAGGCGCUGUCCAAUCUUCGGGAACACCAAUUGAGGAUAAUGUGUGAAACCGUACGCUACGAAAGACACGAAGCCAAUGAAGUGCUCUAUUAUCCCGAUGACAUUGGCACAUGCUGGUACAUUUUGCUCUCUGGAUCAGUCUUCAUCAAAGAGUCCAUGUUCUUGCCACGCUCCAGCUUUGGGAAGAGGUCUGCUGGGAGUUUACGUCGUGGAUGCGAGUGCAUCGUUCUGGAGCCAUCCGAGAUGAUUGUGGUGGACUAUAUGGAUGAGAAUGAGGAGUAUUUCCAGCGGCAGGCAUCGCACCGACAGUCCCGCCGAAGGUUUCGCAAGAUCAAUCAGAAGGGCGAGCGACAGACCAUCAUCGACACCGUAGACCCCUAUCCUACCGGCAAGCCGCCCGUAGCACGGGGAUACCAUACGGAAUGCGUUAAGGCUCAGCUGCCGGCAGACUUCAGCAGAUUACACCUGGCAGACGGGAUUCACCCGCAGGUGACACACGUUUCCUCCAGCCACUCAGGAUGUAGCAUCACCAGUGAUUCUGGGAGCAGCAGCCUGUCGGACAUUUACCAGAUGCUUUUAUCCAAAUCUUCUUACAGUGCAUUCAAGGCCACCGAGAGUGAGCCCGGCGACAUGGACCUCAGUGGCCUGCCCGAGACGGCCGUUGACUCCGAGGAGGAUGACGAUGAGGAAGAUAUUGAACGUGCCUCAGAUCCCCUCAUGAGUCGAGACAUCGUCCGAGACUGUCUGGAGAAAGACCCCAUGGACCGAACGGAUGAUGACAUAGAGCAACUGUUGGAGUUCAUGCACCAGCUUCCGGCCUUUGCCAACAUGACCAUGUCCGUCAGGAGGGAGCUUUGUGCUGUCAUGGUGUUUGCUGUGGUGGAACGGGCCGGCACAAUCGUCCUUAAUGAUGGCGAAGAGCUGGACUCAUGGUCUGUGAUUCUGAACGGCUCAGUGGAGGUGACGCACCCAGAUGGCCGGACGGAAAUCCUGUGCAUGGGCAACAGCUUUGGUGUGUCCCCCACCAUGGAGAAAGAGUACAUGAAGGGGGUGAUGAAGACCAAGGUGGAUGACUGCCAGUUUGUUUGCAUAGCACAGCAAGAUUACUGCUGUAUCCUUAACCAAGUAGAGAAAAAUAUGCAGAAAGUGGAAGAAGAGGGUGAGAUUGUGAUGGUGAAGGAACACCGUGAGCUUGACCGCACAGGCACCAGAAAAGGACACAUUGUCAUCAAGGGCACACCGGAGCGUCUUACCAUGCACCUUGUAGAAGAGCACUCAGUGGUUGACCCCACCUACAUCGAGGACUUCCUGCUUACCUACCGCACCUUCCUGCCAAGCCCCAUGGUGGUGGGCAAGAAACUGUUGGAGUGGUUCCAUGACCCCAGCCUCAGGGACAAGGUUACACGGGUAGUCUUGCUGUGGGUGAACAAUCACUUCAACGACUUUGAGGGCGACCCCGCAAUGACACAUUUUCUUGAGGAGUUCGAGUACAAUCUGGAGAGAGAGAAAAUGUGUGGGCACCUAAGACUGUUAAACAUAGCAUGUGCUGCCAAAGCUAAACUGCGGGUGGUGACCCUGACAAAACCCUCGAGGGAAGCCCCCCUGGCCUUCACCCUGCUGGGGGGUUCAGAGAAGGGCUUUCGCAUUUUCAUUGACAGCGUGGAGCCAGGCAGCAAAGCUGCAGAGGCCGGCCUUAAAAGAGGAGAUCAGAUACUAGAGGUAAAUGGGCAAAACUUUGAAAAUGUGCCGCUAUCCAAAGCCAACGAGAUUCUCAAAAACAACACGCACCUGUCCAUUACUGUGAAAACCAAUCUCUUAGUGUUUAAGGAGCUACUGGCCAGACCUGACCAGGACCAGGAGCAAGAACAGGAGGAGGAGCCAGACAGGAAAAACGGGGCACCUCACAUCCCUAAAAUCGGGGACAUUAAGAAAGCCAGUCGUUACUCCAUCCCUGACCUGGCUGUGGAUGUUGAGCAGGUCAUGGGUCUUGAGAAAGCUAGUAAGAAAGCCAAGGCCAACACCGUAGGUGGUAGAAACAAGCUGAAGAAGAUCUUCGACAAGACACUGACCAGUAUUCUUCCACCCAAACCUUACAAUGAUGUUGGGGUGGGGCAGUCCCAGGAUGACAGCAUUGUAGGGCUAAAGCAGUCAAAGCAGAUCCCUCCUGCUCUUCCUGUCAGUGGAAACCUUUCAUCAAGCAACCCUGACCUGCUGCAGUCACAUCAUCGCAUACUCGACUUCAACAACCAACCUGAAGCAGUACCUAUAAACAUGUCAGACCAGGUAUUGCGAGUGUUCAAGGCAGACCAGCAAAGUCGGUACAUCAUGAUUGGGAAGGACACCACAGCAAAAGAAGUCGUAGCUCAGGCCAUCCGAGAGUUUGCCUUGACUGCUGCCGCUGAAGCCUAUUCAUUGUGCGAGGUGUCAGUCACUCCUGAGGGCGUUAUCAAACAGCGGCGACUUCCUGAACAACUCUCCAAACUAGCCGACAGGAUCCAGCUGAGUGGCAGGUACUACCUGAAAAGCAACAUGGAGACAGAGACACUGUGCUCUGAUGAAGAUGCCCAGGAACUACUAAGGGAGAGCCAGAUCAGCCUGCUGCAACUCAGCACGGUGGAAGUGGCGACCCAGCUUUCAAUGCGCGCCUUCGAGUUGUUCUGUGCCAUCGAGCCCACCGAGUAUAUCGAUGACCUGUUUAAGCUGAAAACUCGCCUAACUGGGCCCCCCAGUCUCAAGCUCUUUGAGGAAGCCAUCAAUCGGGAGACCUUCUGGGUGGCCACGGAAGUGGUGCGUGAGCCCAACCAGCUCAAACGCAUGAAGAUCAUCAAGCACUUCAUUAAAAUUGCACUGCAUUGCCGCGAGUGCAAGAACUUCAACUCCAUGUUUGCCAUUAUCAGUGGUCUAAAUUUGGCACCGGUGUCCAGGCUGAGAGGCACAUGGGAGAAGUUGCCCAGUAAAUAUGAGAAGCUGUUUAGUGAUCUUCAAGACCUAUUUGAUCCCUCCAGGAAUAUGGCAAAGUACCGGAACCUUCUUAACAGCCAGAACCUGCAGCCACCCAUAAUACCACUCUUCCCUGUAAUCAAGAAGGAUCUCACCUUCCUGCAUGAAGGGAAUGACUCAAAGGUUGACGGUUUGGUGAACUUUGAGAAGCUGCGGAUGAUUGCUAAAGAAAUCAGACACGUAGGCCGGAUGGCAGCUGUAAACAUGGACCCUGCUCUGAUGUUCAGAACCAGGAAGAAGAAAUGGAGGAGUUUAGGGUCACUCAGCCAGGGCAGUGCCAAUGCGGCCGUCCUGGAUGUAACCCAGACAGGCGGGCACAAGAAACGGGUCAGACGGAGUUCCUUUCUCAAUGCCAAGAAGCUGUACGAGGAUGCACAGAUGGCACGCAAGGUCAAACAAUACCUGUCCAACCUCACCCUGGAGACAAACGAGGAGAGCCUGCAGACACUCUCAAUGCAGUGUGAGCCCUCAAUCAACACAUUGCCGAAGAGUUCCGGAGACCGAAAGAGACCUGACACAUCGCCCGUGGUCGCACGGGCCGCCACACACCAGCGCCAGCAGCUUCAGAAAGCCAACCAGGCGCUUCAAGUGCCUGCCGUAGCCCUCUACCCAUCUCGCAAGAAAGUGCCGGUCAAAGACCUACCACCAUUUGGCACAAGCUCACCACAGUCUCUGAAGAAGAUAUUGUCCCUUUCAGAGGAGGCAGGAGAGAGACACAGGAAACAGACAGAGGAUAGUGUGUCCAACAACUCCUCACAGUUGUCAUCUCCUCCGACGUCUCCUCACAGCUCACCUAAGAAAGCCAUCGCAGCUAUAAGAAGCCAUGGUAUGAAGGGUUUUUCCUCCUUCUGUAGAAAAUCACCAACAGGUUAUGGACGAGCUGGUGAUUACCUGUCAGACUCUGGCCACAGUGAGAUCUCCUCACGCUCCAGUCUGGUGAGCACCUCCUCCCUGGACAUGGGGCAAGAGGAACGCAGGCAGCGGUAUGGAGGAAUAGCUGCGGAGGGCCAUGGCAGUGGUCACCGGCUAGAGCGCAGGGCGACUGCUGACCCUGACCAGUACAGCUUGGGGUCCUACUCAUCCAUGCAGGAUUGCCGGGGUCUGUAUGCGGGCGGCACCGUGCUGUCUUCUCCCAGCUCAGAGGAGCUUACCCAGGACCAGGGUGACCGGGUGUCUCUUGACGCUGCUGAUUCUGGUCGUGGCAGCUGGACUUCGUGUUCCAGUGGCUCCCAUGACAACAUUCAGACCAUGCAACAGGGGCGUAGCUGGGAGGCAUUGGCAGAGGGCGCGGGGCUGUGGGGAAGUAGAGGGAGCUGGGCGUCCGCAUCCUCUACGUCCUCGGCGGCAUGUUGGGGCGAGGACUCUGAGGGCGACACAGGUACCAUCAAACGAAGAGGAGGGAGAGAUGUGACCACAGACCCAGAGACCAGCAGCAUCACCUCCACCGGUUCAGAAGAGUCCAGACAGCACAGUCGACGCCCCUCACCCAUCACUGCAGGCAACACCAAGGCCGUGAUUGCACGGAAGGACGGCCGUUACCGGGACCCUCCGCCCACGCCACCAGGCUACACGGCACUGACCAUCACGGAUGUAACUGAGGGCACGGCUCACUCAGGCAGGAGACCCCCGGACUACACCACCGCCUUGCAGCGCUCCCGCCUUGUCACACAUUCCCCCGACUCCCAGCAGCCCCCGGCUGCGGGAAAACCCACCCACUCGCCGGACCCCCGGGGCCGAGAAGAGGAGGAGGCAGAGGAGGUGGAAGAGGAGGGUGAGUGCUUGUCUCCCAAACUCAGAGCUCAGAGGAGGAGAGGUCCACACACAGCAGUUCCCCCCAGGCCAUGAGUUACAUACACCACCCCAGCAGGAAGAGGAUGAACAGGUGUCUGCUGUUUGAAUGGGGAUGACACUGGCUUUUAUACGGUUGCUGCAUUGACUGAUGGCCCAUAUCAGGCCUCCACAGGUCGGUCAGACAGACAGCCAGACCAUCCAGUCUACAUCUUGCCGGCACUGCCUCUCUCCCUCCUCAAUGAUGGAUUCAUCUCCCUGCCCUGCCUUAAUGCAUCAUGGGGGUUUGAUGCCCUGCAUGCUAAAAAUACUGUGAAGAAAGGAGGCGAGCAAAAAAUAACUUAUUUGGCACUUUGGAGAAUGGAAAUAUGAACUGAACUGAAACUCAAACACAGCGCUUUGACAUUCACACACAAGAAACAAACUACUGUUAACGGUUGUCUUCAGACAAUUUCCUCUCUUUCCUUCUGCUUAAAGGUCACUCUAACGUGUUUAGUAGUUCCCCUCAGCACUUUUUAAACUGUUUUUAAGGUGUAAACUGAUGCACACAAUCAACGUUUCAUUCUCCUAAUUCUGGAAAUGCAGUUUGGAUGGCGAAGAAGGCUUGACUACAACUUAUCACCCCACCUGUUCACAUCAGUCCAGACGACAACACUCGACAUAUCUGUAUGGUAUAGCGUUACAGUAUUAUAUAUUUGCAGGAGCACGGCUUGAAGGACACCUCUUCUACUAGAGAACGACAUCACGAUGGAGUUCGCAUUGACUCUUGGAAAACGUAGCACACCGAUUUGACAAGGAAGGCGCUUUGUGAGAGGAAACGAUGCUAAGUAAAGCCUUAGUUGGUUGUUUUUAUUGGUUCUUGGCCUUAAUGUGUUUGAAAGCCCUAAGAAAGUAUGAAUGGUUUGGUCAAAGCUCAUAACAAACAUGAUACAGAAAUAACGGGCCGAACAAAUCUACAUCUGUGAGUAAUCCAGCCGCCAAAGUCCAUUAAAAGUGAACCAGUUCAGUUGCAGUAAGCUUUUAGUGAUGGAGAGGAACUGUACACAUUCAUCUUCGAUAGUGUUUUACCAGUUCAGCACCUCCUGAAAGCGAUUUAAAGCAGUCUUCAAUAUGUGUCACAACAUCAAGCGCCCCCUGUUGGUGUAGGUGAGAACUGAAGGCUACUCAGGCAAAUAGGGUCGUCCUAUUCGGGUGCUACUUCCUUCCUCUCAUUAAGUGAUGCCAUUAAGGAGGUGUGUGGAAAACGGUGGUUUCUGUGUUAAGUUUUUCUUUAUGAGGACUCAAGUCGUGCAUGUUUCUCCUGGAGUGGGCUUUGAUCUAAAUACCACUGCUGCACAACAGCUUCCACAAUCGCUCACAGGAACUCAACUGAAACUUGCUUUUGAGACCCCAGUGGGCCGGGAACACGCAAAUCCACCUGACGUCUGCCAGUUAGAGCAGAACUGAACCGGUGGGAGCACGUCACUUUUAUUCUUUCAUUUUAAUCACUGAGUUAAGCUGAUCACAUUGAUCAGUAGUUAGAAACAAUAGACUUGAGAAGAAAAAAAAAAGAAGUUUGCAGUGUUUUCCACUGUACCCUGUAACAUCACUACUUCAGUGUUUCUUUCUCUAGUUGCCUGUUUGUUUGUUUGUUUGUUUGUUUGUUUUUGUUUGUUUGUUUGUAGGUUUUUGUUUGUUUGUUUGUUUGUUUGGCUCCCACACGUUUUUUUUUUUUUUUUUUUGUAAUGGUUGCGGAUACAGUUGUUAAUAACAACACAUUUGUAACAGUAAAUAUAUCGACCAUCUGCUUCCACUUAAUUUUUUUUAGUAAAUAUUCACGUUUUGGCAAGCCAAAAUGAGUCGCUUGUUUUGCAAAAUAAGUUGCACAAAUUGUACAAGCAUAAAUACAACAAGGUAAAUAGUAGUAGGUAGCUGUUCUGCUACUCUGUUCGAUAUGUGAUGUCAAGUGAGACGUGUACAUUUAGCUGGUGAAGAUUCUCUUUUUUUGACUACUUUUACCUGUACGUCUUUUACAAAGACAAUUGGUGGAGUAUGUAUUUGUUCUUAUUUUUUGUCUUUCUUUUUGUUUUGUAUUUUUAAUACAAUAAUUGUAAAUAUUGGUUAUAUUUUUGUUGAAUUGUAGAAAUGUAUGAUGUUUAUGCCUCAACAUCCAGUUUAUAUGAAGCUGGGAAUCAAUAAAUUCGACAAAAAUGAAUCAACUUAGUUUUUAAAUGCUUAUUAUUAUUAUUAUUAUUAUUAUUAUUAUUAUUAUUAUUAUUAUUAUUAAUGCUCUUCUUUUGUUCUGUUGAUCCUGCAUUGUUUUCAAACAUUGUUUUAAAUGACCUCUGGCACCAUCUAGUGUUUGCACAAGAGAAAACAUGGAAGUAACUUGAAAUGUGUAUCUCAUACUUUUCUAACUGACAAAUGUAUGUUGGGGUUAAUAAAAGACAUCCAUAUCUA